This is a messenger RNA of Sphaerodactylus townsendi, 4256 nucleotides long. It is a transcript of the gene PIK3CD, whose product is annotated as phosphatidylinositol-4,5-bisphosphate 3-kinase catalytic subunit delta. Gene Ontology annotation, molecular function: 1-phosphatidylinositol-3-kinase activity; 1-phosphatidylinositol-4-phosphate 3-kinase activity. Gene Ontology annotation, biological process: phosphatidylinositol-mediated signaling; phosphatidylinositol 3-kinase/protein kinase B signal transduction; cell migration. The record is from RefSeq and is a predicted model, not a curated record. Gene Ontology annotation, cellular component: plasma membrane; cytoplasm; phosphatidylinositol 3-kinase complex. NCBI's taxonomy places the organism in Eukaryota, Metazoa, Chordata, Lepidosauria, Squamata, Sphaerodactylidae.
UCCCCGAGUAGCCAACUCCCUGCAGUGAUACCACUACACUCAGAAGUCUGUUGUGGGGGCCUGGGGGGGGGGGGAGGGUGAAAUCUGCUACUGUCUGACAGUACGGGAUGCUACGUGGCUGGUUCACACAUACAUCUGCAUCCAGUGACUUCAUCAUUCUUGGCAACUGGCAGCUGAAGGUAUGAGCGCAUCCUGUUGAAGCACCGAAUCUGAGAUGAUGGGUUGUAGCUGAGGAACGAGCAGGAUGCCCCCGGGCAUUUACUGCCCCCUUGAAUUUUGGUCCCAGGAAGCACACCAGAGCAUUGAAGUGGAUUUCCUUUUGCCCACCGGAAUCUACCUGAGACUCUCUGUUUCCUGCAAAGCAAGUCUCGGCAGUAUCAAACAGGUGGUCUGGCACCAUGCCCAGUACGAGCCCCUCUUCCAGAUGCUCAGUAGCCCGGAGGCCUAUGUCUUCACCUGCAUCAACCAGACGGCGGAACAGCAGGAGCUGGAAGAUGAGCAGCGCCGCCUCUGUGACGUCCAGCCGUUCCUGCCGGUUUUGCGGCUCGUGGCUCGCCAAGGAGAUCCGAAGGCCAAGAAGCUGGUCAACUCGCAGAUCAGCCUGCUAAUCGGCAAAGGUUUGCACGAGUUCGACUUGCUGCGUGACCCGGAAGUGAACUUGUUCCGUUCCCGGAUGCAGCAGUUCUGCGAGGAGAGGGCAGCCAGGCGGCAGCAGCUGAAUUGGAAGGCGUGGAUGGAGUACAGCUUCCCCGUGCAGCUGGAGCCCCUGGCCGACAGCCCUAUAGACCAGACCCCAACCCCGGGGAAGCUAUACAGGCUGUUUAUUUUUAUUUCAAUCAAUGUCCGAUUUGAAUCUGGAGGGGAGAGCUUCACCUUCCAGAUCUCCCUUCGGGAAUUCCCCAUGACUCUCAUCAGCUACGCUAUCAAGAAGCAAGCCACUGUCUUCCGCCACCAAAGAGUGGAAAGUCCAGAGGAAUACACCCUGCAGGUGAAUGGGAAAUGCGAAUAUAUCUAUGGGCGCUACCCCUUGUAUCAAUUCCAGUACAUCUGUGAAUGCCUGCACUGUGGUUUGCUGCCUCACCUCACCGUGGUACAUUCAUCUUCCAUCCUGGCAUUGCGGGAGGAGCAGACCAAUGGAAUCAUUCACCCCCCCAAAAUGGCCCCCAGGCCACUUCCACCCCCCAAGGAAAAGCCAACUUCUACCUCGCUGUGGUCGCUGGAGCAACCAUAUUCGAUCAACUUGGUGCGAGGCUGCAAGGUGAACGCAGAUGAGCGGAUGAAGCUGGUGGUCCAGGCGGGCCUGUAUCACGGCAACGAGAUGCUCUGCAAAAUGGUGUCCAGCUCCGAGGUCAACGUUUGCUCAGAACCACUGUGGGAUCAGAGGUUGGAAUUCGAGAUCCAUAUCUGCGACCUUCCUCGCAUGGCACGGCUCUGCCUGGCCCUCUAUGCCGUCGUCGAGAAGACCAAGAAGGCACGGUCCACCAAGAAGAAGUCCAAGAAAGCCGACUGCCCGAUUGCCUGGGUGAACGUUAUGCUGUUUGACUACCGAGACCAAUUGAAAGCUGGGGAGUGUUUCCUGCCUAUGUGGUCCUCCUUCCCAGAUGAGAAGGAUGAGCUCUUGAACCCAAUGGGCACCGUCCAGACCAACCCUAACACGGAAAGCGCCGCAGCCCUGGUCAUCCGUUUCCCCACCGUUGCCUUCUCUCCCGUGUACUAUCCGUCCCUUGACCAGAUGCUGGAGGAGGGGAGAAAAGCACUAUGUCUCCGUUACACAGUAGAGGAUCCAGAGGAGAGGCAACAGCUGAGGGAGAUUUUGGAGCGCAGGACCCACACAGAACUCUAUGAGCACGAAAAGGAUUUGGUCUGGAAAAUGAGGUACCAGAUUCGGGACCAGCACCCCAAUGCCUUGGCUAAGCUUCUGCUUGUAACCAAGUGGAAUAAACACGAAGAUGUAGCUCAGAUGAUCCACUUGCUCCAAACCUGGCCAGAGCUGCCUGUCCUCAACGCCCUGGAGCUGCUGGAUUUCAGCUUCCCUGACCGCCACGUGGGCUCCUUCACUGUCAACUCCUUGAAGAAGCUGACGGAUGAUGAAUUGUUCCAGUAUCUUCUGCAGCUGGUCCAAGUGCUGAAAUACGAGUCUUAUUUGGAGUGCGAAUUAGUCAAGUUCCUGUUGGACAGAGCCUUGUCCAAUCGUAAAAUAGGACACUUUCUCUUCUGGCAUCUCAGGUCAGAAAUGCACGUUCCUUCUGUCACCUUGAGGUUCGGGCUGAUCCUGGAGGCUUAUUGCCGAGGCAGCACCCACCACAUGAAGGCUCUGAUGAAGCAGGGCGAAGCCCUCCACAAGAUGAAGGCGUUGAAUGACAUCAUCAAGACGAGCGCCCAGAAGAAUCCCAAGCCCCAGACGAAGGAGUUCAUGUACUCCUGUCUGCGGCAAGAGACUUACCUGGAGGCCCUCUCCAACCUUCAGUCCCCCUUGGACCCCAGCAUUGUUCUAGCAAAAGUCAGUGUCGACCUUUGUACUUUCAUGGAUUCCAAGAUGAAGCCCUUGUGGAUUGUCUUUAACAAUGAAGAAAUAGGGGGCACCAACGUGGGCAUAAUUUUCAAAAACGGAGAUGAUCUUCGCCAGGACAUGUUGACCCUGCAGAUGAUUCACCUGAUGGACAUUUUGUGGAAGAUAGAGGGACUGGACUUGAGGAUGACCCCUUACGGCUGCCUCUCCACGGGAGACAAGACGGGCCUGAUUGAAGUGAUCAUGCACUCUGAUACAAUUGCAAACAUUCAGCUCAACAAGAGCAAUAUGGCUGCUACCGCUGCCUUCAAUAAGGAUGCUUUGCUGAACUGGUUAAAAUCCAAGAAUCCUGGUGAUGCGCUGGAGCAUGCCAUCGAGGAGUUCACUCUCUCUUGUGCCGGCUACUGCGUGGCCACGUACGUGCUGGGAAUUGGGGACCGCCACAGUGACAACAUUAUGAUUCGAGAGAACGGCCAGCUGUUCCAUAUUGACUUUGGUCAUUUUCUGGGCAAUUUCAAGACCAAGUUUGGCAUCAACCGCGAACGGGUCCCUUUCAUUUUGACCUAUGACUUUGUCCACGUGAUCCAGCAAGGGAAAACCAACAACAGCGAGAAAUUUGAACGCUUCCGAGGUUACUGCGAGCGAGCGUACAUGAUCCUCCGCUGCCACGGCCUUCUCUUCCUACAUCUCUUUGCACUGAUGAAAGCAGCCGGUUUGCCAGAACUCAGCUGUUCCAAAGACAUCCAGUACCUCAAAGAUUCGCUGGCUUUAGGGAAAGCAGAUGAAGAAGCCAGGAAGCAUUUCCACCUCAAGUUCAACGAGGCCCUACGGGAGAGCUGGAAGACCAAGGUCAACUGGCUGGCACACAACGUCGCCAAGGAUAACAGGCAGUAGAGCCGCUGCAGUGUGAAAAACCGGCUCAACCGCUUCCUCACUGCUCGCCCGAGGCAACCCCAAGGAGAGAGGUUAUGUGUUAGAGCUUGCUCUUCGGCUGGCAGCCAAGGUGGUCCUGCAUCUUUUGACCCCAGGCAGGGGUCAUCUUUUGACCCCAGGAAGGAAGUCAUUUUGCAAUUGAUCAUAGCCCCCCUCCCUCGAAUGCUCAAUGACUUCUUCAACUCCAAGGAAAAAGCUACCUGUGCCUCUGGUUAUGACAGUUCUGCAGUAGCUUAGAUCUAAAGGUGAGACUGCGUGUAUGUGUGUAAAUUGCAUAGUUUAGAAAGAUCACAGAUGUGCUUUAUUUUACCCUUUCGCUGGUCGAACAAAAACCUGAAACGUUAAGGACUGUGGCCUCAAAGAAGAGGAGCUGAGCUCUUCGGGAAAAGUUUGGAGGCUGUUCAGGUACUUCAGUCAGUUCUUAAAAAUGCAAUCUGGCUUUGCAAGCCAGUUCCAGUAAGGAAAACGCUGUUAAAGAAACAGAAGCCCUUCUGGUCAAAAGCAAACGUCAUGCGGGUGACUUGUGUCACUGUAGAGCAAAUCGUCUUUGUUAAACUGCAAUGAUUGGAGAGGUUCCAAUCCGUGCAUUCCGUAACUUGAGACCUUGAAAAAAUGUCCUAAUGAAGCCCAGGGUUUUCUGUUCUUCUGGACUUUACUGCUAGAAGGUGGUCUAGAAGGCCCAUUAGCAUCAAGCUACCAAGGAUCUGUUUAACUGCCAUGUGCUUCUUACACAAGAUUGCUCUAGAGCAGGGGUCUGCAAACUACGGCCCUGCAGAUGUACAUGGACUACAAUUCCCAUCAGCACUGCCACCUG